Dichomitus squalens LYAD-421 SS1 is the source of this 1983-nucleotide messenger RNA. RefSeq lists its product as uncharacterized. The record is from RefSeq and is a predicted model, not a curated record. Gene Ontology annotation, molecular function: protein binding. NCBI's taxonomy places the organism in Eukaryota, Fungi, Basidiomycota, Agaricomycetes, Polyporales, Polyporaceae. The transcript is spliced from 2 exons. Bases 1 to 1503 code for a protein of 500 amino acids.
AUGGCCACUUUCCUCCUUCCACAACCUCCAGAUAUCUCGCCCAUUCAUCGACUCCCCCCUGAGCUUCUCAUCGACAUCCUCGUCCAUUGUUCUGACCAGCCUUCUGACCAGCUCACUCCCGUCAUCUUCGGCCGGGUCUGUCGCUACUGGAAAGACGUCUCUCGCCUCUCGCCACGCAUAUGGCAGCACAUCUACCUCUUCGAGUCCAAUGGAACAGCCAUCUCGCACGACCAGGCCAUCUACUGGAUGGCGCGGUCCGCCCCACUCCCGUUUGAUGUGCGUAUAGAAGCAUCUACGACGGAUAUGAUCUUGCCCUUGCUCUCGCCCAUCAUGUCCAACAUGCAGCGUCUGCGCAGAUGCGUGAUCUCCGGGCGACACCAGGACGAGUUCGACUUCGAGAAGUACGCAUUCGAUCGCACCAGGGGGUGCCUGGUCGACGAGCUCGACCUCCUCAUCAAGGGCGUGUCUGCCCUGGACGCGCUCGGCCUCAAUACCGUCCCGGACCCUGCGGAGGACAGGAUGCACUCGUCCAUAUUCCGUGCGCACUGUCCCGCAGACGGGCCCCCAGAGCUCGCGCUCCGACUCUCGGUGUACGCCCUCCCGCUCCAGAGCGUCAUGAAGCCCGUCCCGGUCAAGUCGCUCUCCAUCACCGAGGCGUCGCUCGACGUCCUCACGGACGUCGUCCGCAUGCUUAAUUUUCUCAGGUGCACCCCCAUGCUCGAGACUCUCCAUUUUACAGGCUACCCGCAGGAGGGCGAGCCGAUCCAACCGGGGCAACUCUUCCCCGUCACGCUCAGUCGCCUCCGGACGCUCCGCUUACGGAGCACGGUGUCCGUCCGGGCGAUUCUCGACCACGUUGACGCGCCUGCACUGGAUGAGCUCUACCUGGAACACACGAAUGUGGAUGUCGAGCUUAGGACGGAGCCUUAUGUGGCACAGCGCUCGCCGCCAGACGAGGGCGAGUCAGACGAUGAGGCACACGACUUUUCUCAGUCCCCUUGGUCGGACCACUGCACAGGCAUGGGCCUCCGCACACUCCUCAAGCGCUCCCGCCCGCCCCUGCGCGUGCUGCUCAUGGACUACGCCGACAUGCGUACCAAGGACUUCCGAUGGUGCUUCGACCACCUCCCCCACCUCCGCGAGUUCCGCAUCGUCGGCUCCGACAUGUCCGACCGCGUCGUCGGCAUGCUCGCCCCGUACCAGAAGCGGCGGAUGGCGUUCGGGCUCGCGAACAUCAACCCGCGCGACGCCGAGGACCCGAAGGGGUCGUGGGCGGUGCGCCUGCCGAGCCUCACGAAGCUCGCGGUGUGGCAUUGCCAGAGAGUGACGGGGGACGCGGUCGUGCAGGCGCUGCGGGAGCGGGUCGCGUUUACAGACAGGGCGGCGGAGGAGGGACGGGGGGAGACGUUGGAGAGUAUCGCAGUCGUUGGAUGCUCGGAGUUCCUGUUUCAGCACGGACAGGCGCUGGCAGAGACGCUUGGGGAGCGGAUGCGGCUUUCGUAGGCUGGAUGCUCAGGUUCUCUGAUGCCCUCAGGCAUGAGGGGUGUAUAUUUGCCUUGUCUCGUGGUCAAAUAUGGAGUGACAAUGCAGGAUAUAUGUAGAUGACUUGUACUUGUAGGGUAGGUUCGGCCCCUCACCUAGCUGUAUGAUAUAAUGGUGCUUUGCUGUACAUUUUGCACUAUACGCUAUCAUGUUAUUGUACGAGUAGAACUACAUGCAAUAGGGCUCUCUCGCCACGCAUACAGCCAGUCGUCGUCCCGUGUGGGAGAUAAUUCCAGAUGAGUCGGUCCUUCGUCCUUAUUGCCCAUCCUCAUCCGUUCUUUGCGAUGUCAGACCCGACGAAGUGUCAUAGGAAGUGCGCCCAGAACGAGAGUUUAUGUCGGCGAAAGCAAUAGGUCCUGUGUAAACCAUUGGGGAGCCGACGGCCCCCUCUUGCAUUUGAACAUCGCUGCCUUUCUCGAAUGCCCCAGCCGCAACGCUAUU